Geosmithia morbida is the source of this 1113-nucleotide messenger RNA. Its product is annotated as TPR domain protein. Lineage: Eukaryota; Fungi; Ascomycota; Sordariomycetes; Hypocreales; Bionectriaceae. The record is from RefSeq and is a predicted model, not a curated record. The coding region runs from base 1 to 1113 and encodes 370 amino acids. Gene Ontology annotation, molecular function: protein binding. The transcript has a single exon.
AUGGCACCCAGCCGGCCGCCCAGCAAGAAGGAUGCGAAACCGCAGGGCGCGGGCACACUCCUCGCCGACGCGGAGACGCAGCUGACGGUGGGGAACCUGGACGAGGCGAUCGCGCUGGCACGCAAGGCGCUGGAGACGACGGGCGAGGGCGGCGACUUUGAGCUGCGGGCGCUCAACCUGCUGGGCACGCUGCACGUGGAGACGGGCGACGUCGACGAGGCGCGGGACUUCUUCGCGCGGGCCGUCAAGCUGGACGAGGAGGGCACGGUGGACGAGAAGGUGGGCGGCGGGCCGGAGAAGUUCAUGUUCAUGGCGCAGCUGAGCGAGGAGGGCGGGCAGGACAGCGUCAAGUGGUUCGAACGGGGCGCGGCGGCGCUGCGCAAGCAGAUCCAGGCGCUGACCGAGGCGGCGCCGACGGGCAGCCGGACGGACGAACAGCAGGCGUCGCUGGAUGACAAGCAGUCGCGGCUGGGCGGCGUGCUGUGCGCCGUGGUGGAGGUGUACAUGACGGACCUGUCGUGGGAGGAGGACGCGGAGCAGCGGUGCGAGGCGCUGGUGACGGAGGCCAUGCUCAUCGCGCCCGGGUCGGCCGAGACGUGGCAGACGGUGGCCAACGUGCGCAUAUCGCAGCAGCGCGUCGACGAGGCCAGGACCGCCCUCAGGCGCAGCCUCGAGCUCUGGCAGCACCUCGCCCCCGAGCACCCGGCCGUCCCCGAGUUCCCCACCCGCAUCAGCCUGUCCCGGCUGCUCCUCGAGGUCGAGAUGGAAGACGAGGCCCUCACCGUCCUGCAGCGCCUCGUCUCCGACGACGACCAGUCCGUCGAGGCCUGGUACCUCGGCGGCUGGUGCCUCUACAUCGCCGGCGACAAGCUGCGCCAGUCGAACCCCGACGAGUGGAAGUCCCUGUGGACUUCGUCCCGCCAGUGGCUCGCCGUCUGCCUCAAACUGUACGAGGUCCAGGAGUACGAGGACGAGAGGCUCGGCGAGCACGCUGCCGAGCUCCUCCAGAGCAUAAACAAGGAGCUCGGUGAGCCGGCUGACGGCGAGGAGGAUGAAUGGGCCGACGAUUACGCCAGUGACGACGACGACGACGACGACGAAAUGCAGGGUUGA